This is a messenger RNA of Guyanagaster necrorhizus, 423 nucleotides long. RefSeq lists its product as uncharacterized. The transcript has 3 exons. Bases 1 to 423 code for a protein of 140 amino acids. NCBI's taxonomy places the organism in Eukaryota, Fungi, Basidiomycota, Agaricomycetes, Agaricales, Physalacriaceae. The record is from RefSeq and is a predicted model, not a curated record.
AUGUCUUCUCCUCGCGCCCACAGAUUACCUCUCAAUCAAAGGCUCGACUACACUUUAAUACCGGCACCCUUGGACCUUUCUCUCCCAUCUCUAACCGAAAAAUCACCUCUUCCUGCCAUCAUCGUCACGCCAUCAUCUCCCGUCUCCACGCACGACUUCUCCAUCGCGUUCCUAGCACCAGAAUCAAAGCCUUCCAUACUAAAACGCCUAUCGCUCAAAGCCCGCACCGUCAUCAUCAUCCUCUUCAUCCUCUUCAUUUUGGUCUGCCACCUGGUCACGCACCGGCUGGCGGCGGGGAGACCGUAUCUCGACUUCCACGAAGCGCAGACCUCUACUAGUUGGUAUCACGUUCCGUCGUUCUGGGGCCCAGAUAUCCCGGAGGAUAAACGCAAUUUCAUCAUUUCGGAGACGAUGCCGAGCUAG